GUCAGAUUCUAAAUUAAUUUAAAAAAUAUAUUUAUUAGAUAUAAAAUAAAAUAUUUACCUUUUAUUUUCCAAUAAUUUUUUUCCCUUAAGAGUUAAGAUGAGAUCUCGGCUUCUUCUUCUCGUUGGCAUUUCUUCGUCGGGUUUCCGUUUGAGACCUUUCUCACUCUCCCUUUCUCGUUUCGUUCUUACUCUGUAGAUCAUUUUCCCAUUCUCCUUCUUUCUUCUAUCCUUCUGAUUGAUUCAGCAGCAGUGGGGUCUGUCGCUGCCCUAGAUCUCGCAGCGAUUCGAAUCCCUCGUUUCGUUCUCGGUUUGACUCUCUCCCGUGGGACGGACGGUUCGACGCCAUUCGCAGAUCUAGUUGUCCGCUAGCAGUCGAUCCAACCGGCACCAUGUCGACCGCAGGCGCAGCACCGAUCACCAUGAAGGAAGUGCUGACGCUUCCAAGCAUUGGGAUUAGUCCGCAGUUCAUCACUUUUACGAACGUGACCAUGGAGUCCGACAAGUAUAUAUGCGUGCGAGAAACUGCCCCGCAGAAUAGUGUGGUUAUUGUCGAUAUGAACAUGCCGAAUCAGCCACUGAGGCGACCAAUCACAGCAGACUCUGCUCUUAUGAAUCCUAACUCUAGGAUUCUCGCUUUGAAAGCCCAACUUCCUGGCACCACUCAGGAUCACUUGCAAAUAUUUAACAUUGAGAUGAAGACAAAAAUGAAGUCCUACCAGAUGCCUGAGCAGUUUGUUGCUGAACAUCCAUGUGAUUGUGGUGAAUUUGAGAUUGCUGAUAUAUCCAACUUCUCCCAACUUCAGAGGCAACAACUAGUGAAGGGGAACAUGCAACUUUUCUCUGUUGAGCAACAGCGUAGCCAAGCUCUUGAAGCACAUGCAGCUGCAUUUGCUCAAUUUAAGGUACCUGGAAAUGAGAAUCCCUCUACUCUUAUUUCUUUUGCCACAAAAACCUUCAAUGCUGGGCAGAUUACCUCAAAGUUGCAUGUCAUUGAACUUGGUGCUCAACCAGGGAGACCAUCAUUUUCCAAGAAGCAGGCAGAUCUUUUCUUCCCUCCAGAUUUUGCUGAUGACUUUCCUGUGGCGAUGCAGAUAUCCCACAAGUUCAACUUGAUCUAUGUUAUCACCAAGCUGGGGUUGCUGUUUGUGUAUGACUUGGAAACAGCUGCUGCUGUAUACCGAAACCGAAUCAGUCCAGAUCCAAUUUUUCUGACAUCUGAGGCGUCUACCUUGGGGGGCUUUUAUGCCAUCAAUAGACGAGGCCAAGUGUUGUUGGCUACUGUAAAUGAAGCAACAAUUGUACCAUUUGUUAGUGGACAAUUGAAUAAUUUAGAGCUUGCUGUUAACCUUGCCAAAAGAGGAAACCUUCCCGGUGCAGAGAACCUGGUUGUGCAACGUUUCCAAGAACUGUUCGCUCAAACAAAAUAUAAGGAAGCUGCAGAGCUUGCUGCGGAGUCCCCACAGGGAAUCCUCAGAACACCAGAUACAGUUGCCAAGUUCCAGAGUGUUCCUGUUCAAGCUGGCCAGACGCCCCCACUUUUACAGUACUUUGGCACUCUUCUGACAAGAGGAAAGCUGAAUGCGUUUGAAUCCUUGGAAUUGUCCCGCCUUGUUGUAAAUCAGAACAAAAAGAACCUUUUAGAGAAUUGGUUGGCGGAGGAUAAGUUGGAAUGCAGUGAGGAGCUUGGAGACCUUGUUAAAACUGUGGAUAAUGAUCUUGCACUCAAGAUAUACAUCAAAGCCAGAGCAACCCCGAAAGUGGUAGCUGCAUUUGCUGAGAGGAGGGAGUUCGAUAAAAUCCUGAUUUACUCAAAACAAGUUGGGUAUACUCCAGACUAUUUGUUCCUUCUGCAAACAAUUCUCCGCACUGAUCCUCAGGGAGCCGUGAACUUUGCUUUGAUGAUGUCUCAAAUGGAGGGCGGUUGCCCAGUUGACUACAACACUAUCACUGAUCUCUUCCUGCAGAGGAACCUGAUUCGUGAGGCUACAGCCUUCCUGUUGGACGUUUUGAAGCCAAACUUGCCAGAACAUGCAUUCCUGCAAACUAAGGUCCUGGAAAUAAAUCUGGUAACAUUUCCUAAUGUUGCUGAUGCUAUUCUGGCUAAUGGAAUGUUCAGCCACUACGAUCGCCCUCGUAUCGCUCAACUUUGUGAAAAAGCUGGGCUUUACAUUCGGGCUUUGCAACACUACGCCGAGUUGCCAGAUAUCAAACGUGUCAUUGUGAAUACACAUGCAAUAGAGCCCCAGGCUGCAAAGGAGUACUGUGAGCAGCUGGGUAUUGAUCAGUGCAUCAAACUGUUUGAACAAUUUAAAUCUUAUGAAGGAUUGUACUUCUUUCUUGGAUCGUUUUUGAGUUCAAGUGAGGAUCCUGAAAUACACUUCAAGUACAUUGAAGCUGCUGCUAAAACUGGACAAAUAAAGGAGGUUGAGCGUGUCACUAGAGAAUCAAAUUUCUAUGAUGCUGAAAAGACGAAGAAUUUUCUUAUGGAGGCCAAACUUCCUGAUGCAAGGCCGUUGAUUAAUGUCUGUGACCGCUUUGGUUUUGUUGGGGAUCUCACACAUUAUCUUUAUACAAACAACAUGCUGCGAUAUAUUGAAGGUUAUGUGCAGAAGGUGAACCCAGGAAAUGCUCCAUUGGUUGUUGGGCAGUUGUUGGAUGACGAAUGUCCUGAAGAUUUCAUCAAGGGGCUUAUUCUUUCUGUUCGUUCUCUGCUGCCAGUGGAGCCUCUUGUAGAUGAAUGUGAAAAGAGGCAUGUAAACCGGCUUCGUUUGCUUACUCAGUUCUUGGAGCACCUGGUAAGUGAGGGAAGCCAAGAUGUGCAUGUCCACAAUGCACUGGGUAAGAUCAUCAUUGAUAGCAACAACAAUCCAGAGCACUUUCUCACAACAAACCCUUACUACGACUCGAAGGUCGUUGGUAAGUAUUGUGAGAAACGUGAUCCCACCCUUGCUGUUGUGGCUUACCGAAGAGGGCAGUGUGAUGAUGAACUUAUCAAUGUCACAAAUAAGAACUCCUUGUUUAAAUUACAAGCCAGGUAUGUUGUUGAAAGGAUGGAAUCUGAUCUUUGGGAGAAGGUUCUUGACCCUGAAAAUGAGUACAGACGUCAGCUCAUUGACCAAGUUGUUUCUACGGCCUUACCUGAAAGCAAGAGCCCAGAACAGGUUUCUGCUGCUGUUAAGGCGUUCAUGACUGCUGACCUUCCACAUGAGUUGAUUGAGCUUCUUGAAAAGAUUGUGCUUCAAAAUUCUGCAUUCAGUGGCAACUUCAAUCUUCAAAACCUGCUUAUCUUGACAGCAAUUAAGGCAGAUCCCUCUAGGGUUAUGGAUUACAUCAACAGAUUGGAUAACUUUGAUGGUCCUGCUGUUGGGGAAGUGGCAGUUGAAGCUCAGCUUUAUGAAGAAGCGUUUGCAAUUUUCAAGAAGUUCAAUUUGAAUGUUCAGGCUGUGAAUGUUCUUUUGGAUAACAUCAGGAGCAUUGACCGGGCUGUGGAGUUUGCAUUCCGUGUUGAAGAAGAUGCUGUAUGGAGCCAAGUUGCCAAGGCUCAACUCAGGGAGGGUUUGGUUUCUGAUGCAAUUGAAUCAUUUAUUCGUGCAGAUGAUGCCACUCAAUUUCAUGAGGUCAUUCGUGCAGCCGAAGAGGCUGAUGUCUAUCAUGAUCUGGUGAAAUACCUUCUGAUGGUUAGGCAAAAAACGAAAGAGCCCAAGGUGGACAGCGAGCUCAUUUUUGCAUAUGCCAAGAUUGAUAGGUUAGGUGAAAUAGAGGAAUUCAUUCUUAUGCCAAAUGUGGCUAAUCUCCAACUUGUUGGUGAUCGUCUAUAUGAUGAUGCUCUGUACGAGGCCGCAAAAAUAAUAUUUGCCUUCAUAUCAAAUUGGGCAAAGUUGGCUUGUACCCUUGUGAAGCUGAAACAGUUCCAAGGUGCUGUCGAUGCAGCGCGGAAGGCCAACAGUGCAAAAAUGGAAGGAAGUGUGCUUCUUGUGUUGAUGCUGAAGAGUUCGCUUGGCCCAAAUGUGUGGUUUGAAUAUCAUUGUGCAGGAUUGGAACGAGCACAUAUGGGCAUCUUCACUGAGUUGGGAGUUCUCUAUGCCAGAUACCGCUAUGAGAAGCUUAUGGAGCAUAUUAAGUUGUUCUCAACCCGUCUCAAUAUUCCCAAACUCAUCAGAGCAUGUGAUGAACAGCAGCAUUGGAAGGAACUCACCUAUCUCUACAUCCAAUAUGACGAGUUCGAUAAUGCUGCUGCAACUGUAAUGAAUCAUUCUCCGGAGGCCUGGGACCACAUGCAGUUCAAGGAUAUUGUGGUCAAGGUUGCCAAUGUGGAGCUAUAUUACAAGGCGGUGCAUUUCUACUUGCAAGAGCAUCCUGAUCUUAUCAAUGAUCUCCUAAAUGUAUUGGCUCUCCGUGUUGACCAUACUCGUGUUGUUGACAUCAUGCGGAAGGCUGGGCACUUGCUUCUUGUGAAGCCAUAUAUGGUUGCUGUUCAGAGCAACAAUGUGUCUGCUGUGAAUGAGGCUUUGAAUCAGAUAUAUGUUGAGGAAGAGGACUAUGAUAGAUUAAGAGAAUCAAUUGAUUUACAUGAUAACUUUGAUCAGAUUGGCCUUGCUCAGAAGAUUGAGAAGCAUGAGCUCCUUGAAAUGAGACGUGUUGCUGCAUAUAUCUACAAAAAGGCAGGCAGAUGGAAGCAGUCGAUUGCAUUGUCUAAGAAGGAUAACCUAUAUAAAGAUGCCAUGGAAACUGCUUCACAAUCUGAUGUCGCUCUUGAACUUGCCUGGAUGAACAAUAUGAUCGACUUUGCCUUCCCAUACCUGCUACAGUUCAUUCGUGAAUACACCGGCAAAGUUGACGAGCUUGUAAAAGACAAACUCGAGGCUCAGAAGGAAGUUAAGGCCAAGGAACAGGAAGAGAAGGAUGUGAUUGCCCAGCAGAACAUGUAUGCCCAGUUGCUUCCCCUUGCAUUGCCUGCACCUCCAAUGCCGGUAUGGGUGGGCCAGGGAUGCCUGGCGGUUUCAUGCCACCACAGAUGGGCGGGAUGGGAAUGCCCCCGAUGCAGCAGUUUGGGAUGCCUCCAAUGGGGAACUAUUGAUUUUUUGACUGGGGCCGUGCUUUUUGUAGAAAUUAGCUCCGAGUUAUCUUUGCGGUUUGCAGAGCAGCACCUUUCGAAGAGGGAAGCAGUCGGUAGUUGCUAUUCUGGUGGUGUCAUAUGGCUGGCUUUGUCAGCGCCUUCAUAUGUAGGGGUGGUCGGGAUUUUGACGUUUGCAUUGUAG
Linum tenue is the source of this 5258-nucleotide messenger RNA. Lineage: Eukaryota; Viridiplantae; Streptophyta; Magnoliopsida; Malpighiales; Linaceae. The record is from the annotation of a GenBank genome assembly.